Messenger RNA from Tilletiopsis washingtonensis, 447 nucleotides. RefSeq names its product putative ubiquitin-conjugating enzyme E2. Gene Ontology annotation, biological process: DNA damage tolerance; protein K63-linked ubiquitination. Gene Ontology annotation, cellular component: nucleus. The transcript is spliced from 6 exons. The record is from RefSeq and is a predicted model, not a curated record. The coding region runs from base 1 to 447 and encodes 148 amino acids. Gene Ontology annotation, molecular function: ubiquitin conjugating enzyme activity. NCBI's taxonomy places the organism in Eukaryota, Fungi, Basidiomycota, Exobasidiomycetes, Entylomatales.
AUGUCGCUGCCCAAGCGCAUCAUCAAGGAGACGGAGCGCCUCGUCGCCGACCCGGCGCCCGGCAUCGUCGCCGAGCCGCACGAGGACAACCUGCGCUACUUCGACGUCAUCAUCGACGGGCCCGGCCAGAGCCCGUUUGAGGGCGGCAAGUUCAAGCUCGAGCUCUUCCUGCCGGAGGAGUACCCCAUGGCGCCGCCAAAGGUGCGCUUCCUCACCAAGAUCUACCACCCCAACAUCGACAAGCUUGGCCGCAUCUGCCUCGACAUUCUCAAGGACAAGUGGUCGCCGGCACUGCAGAUCCGCACCGUGCUGCUCUCCAUUCAGGCGCUCCUGUCUGCGCCAAACCCGGACGACCCGCUGGCCAACGACGUGGCGGAGCACUACAAGACGGACGAGAAGGCGGCGAUCGAGGAGAGCCGCAAGUGGACACGGCAGUACGCCGUCUAG